AAUAUAACCUUUUUUAUUGCCAGGCAUCCUUACACACACAGACGCCAGGCAGCCACAAAAUUGGUGAGAAGAAAUAGUUCAUAGAGUCCAAUGUCGCAAUCAAAAGAUCCUUUUGAAGCGGCAUUUGAGGAAGUAAACGAUUCACCGCCUGAAUCUCCAUCUGCCCGUGAUGAGACUGCGUCGCAAACUCUAGCACCACAACCGAACAUUAACUCUCAGAGAUAUGAUUUGGAAAACAAGAUUCAUCAUUUGGGCCAACAGAAAGCACGAUCUAAAAUGGCGUCGACAAGUACAGGUGCUCCUAGUAAUAAGAACAAAGAAGAUGAUGAUGAGGAAGAAGAGGAUAAUAUGGAUGUUGAACUUGGAAAAUUUCAUUCUAAAGGAGACCCGGAUAAAAUGGCCAAGAUGCAAUCAAUAUUAUCUCAGUUCACUGAAGAACAAAUGAGCAGGUAUGAAUCAUUCCGGAGAUCUGGAUUUCAGAAAUCUAACAUGAAAAGGUUAUUAGCCAGCAUCACCGGAAGUGCCAAAAUUUCAAUGCCAAUGACUAUUGUGGUAUCUGGAAUAGCAAAAAUUUUUGUUGGUGAACUUGUUGAAACAGCAAGGAUGGUGAUGGCUGAAAGAAAGGAGUUAGGGCCAAUUAGGCCAUGUCACAUACGCGAAGCAUACAGAAGGCUCAAACUUGAAGGCAAAAUACCUAAAAGAUCGGUGCCAAGGCUCUUUCGGUAGCACAAUGAGCUACUUGUAUAUGCAAGUUUUGAUCUUUACAUUUUUUGUCAUCGAAAUCUUCAUUUAUUUUCUGGGAUUGACGUCAUUAUGGCAAAAAAAUUUUUGGUGAUUAAACUUUACAACUGAAGCUUGAUAUAUUUUAUUUUAUUUUA
This is a messenger RNA of Erigeron canadensis, 878 nucleotides long. Its product is annotated as transcription initiation factor TFIID subunit 11-like. Gene Ontology annotation, cellular component: transcription factor TFIID complex; nucleus. The transcript has 5 exons. Lineage: Eukaryota; Viridiplantae; Streptophyta; Magnoliopsida; Asterales; Asteraceae. The record is from RefSeq and is a predicted model, not a curated record. Gene Ontology annotation, biological process: transcription initiation at RNA polymerase II promoter; RNA polymerase II preinitiation complex assembly. The coding region runs from base 91 to 726 and encodes 211 amino acids. Gene Ontology annotation, molecular function: protein heterodimerization activity; transcription coactivator activity.